AUGAUGCCCUUCAAGCCCAGAAUGCGCCUCUUCUCCGUCCUGCGCUCCGCUCCAGCUGCCCGCCGCUUUGCGACCGAGGCGCGGCUAACCUCGGACCAUGUUCGUAUCGUCGAGGUUGGCCCCCGCGACGGACUGCAGAACGAAAAGAAGGCCAUCCCGCUGGAGACGAAGCUGCAACUCAUCAGCAAGCUGGCCAAAACGGGCCUGACGACAAUUGAGGCCGGGUCUUUUGUUCCCGCGAAAUGGGUGCCUCAGAUGGCAAGCACAGCCGAGAUCUGCGAGCACCUGCUGCAAUCGCCGCCGGAGGCGCAGAACGUGAUCGCCUACAACUACCUGGUGCCGAACGUCCGGGGCCUGGAGAACCUCAUCAAGGUACUAGACGCCACCGGCGUCCCCGCCGACACGCCCUUGAAAUCCUCCACCACCACCGAGAUUUCGCUGUUCGCGGCCGCGACCGAGGCCUUCUCGAAGGCGAACACAAACUGCACCAUCGACGAGUCGCUGGAGCGCAUCCGGCCGGUGGUUGCCCUGGCGAAGACGCGCAAUAUCCGGGUACGUGGGUAUGUCUCCGUGGCGCUAGGAUGUCCUUACGAGGGCCCCGAGGUGUCACCGGUCAAGGUGGCGGAUAUCACGCGCUCGCUGCUGGAGAUGGGCGCCGAUGAGGUCUCGGUCGCGGACACCACGGGCAUGGGCACCGCACCCCGCACGAUGGAGCUGCUGCAGGCGUUGCGGGCUGCUGGCAUCGCUAAUACGGAUUUGGCGCUGCAUUUUCAUGAUACCUAUGGCCAGGCCCUGGUUAAUACGAUUGUGGGGCUGGAGCAUGGGAUCCGCGUCUUCGAUAGUAGUGUCGGCGGGCUCGGGGGCUGUCCGUACUCCAAGGGCGCGACGGGGAAUAUCUCGACGGAGGAUUUAGUCCACACAAUCCAUAGUCUAGGGAUGAACACGGGGGUCAAUCUGGAGGAGAUGGCCAGGAUUGGGGCGUGGAUCAGUGGGGAGCUGGGGCGGUUCAAUGAGAGUCGGGCUGGCAAAGCGAUCCUGGCGAGGAGUGAGGAGGUCUCCCCUCUUCACCCUCCUUCCUUGGUUAUGUCUUCGUCGUCCAGAGUAGACGAACCAUCAAUGUUGCCUCUUCCUGGAGCGCCAUCUUCGUCAUGGGCCCAGUUUCGUGGACGCCUCGCGGCUUUAUUCCAUGGGGCUGAUCCGCGAGUAUGCGUGGCUUUUUGGCUCUUUGGCUUGAUCAAUAAUGUCCUCUAUGUUGUCAUUCUGUCUGCGGCCCUGGAUCUCGUCGGUCCUGACCUACCGAAAGGCGUCGUGCUGCUCGCAGAUGUUAUCCCCUCGUUCGGCACCAAGCUGGUGGCUCCAUACUUCAUCCAGGUGGUGCCGUAUCCCGUCCGGGUCCUGAUCUUCGUCACCUUCUCUACUACUGGAAUGCUGCUCGUCGCGCUGAGUCCGGCCUAUACUGACGGUGGGACGAUCUCCACGAAGCUCGCAGGCAUCAUCCUGUCGAGUAUGUCCAGUGGAGGAGGCGAGCUCUCCUUUCUUGCUCUCACCCACCACUACGGGCCGUUCAGCCUGGCUGCCUGGGGAAGUGGAACAGGGGCUGCAGGCUUGGUGGGCGCUGGCGCAUACGCUCUGUUAACCACCUCCUUUGGCUUCAGCGUCAAAGCGACCCUGCUGGCAUCCGCCUUCUUGCCAGCGGUCAUGGUCAUAAGCUUCUUCACCAUUCUGCCCCAGUCGCCGGUUCGCUCGUUCUCCGCGGGGAGGGCAGGCCACCGUUCUCGCGAAGAAAUGGAUCGUUAUGAUGACAACGAUGAAAGGGAACAGCUACUCGACUCGUCCAGCGAUGUAAGUCAGGCCCAGAAAGCAACAGUUGCUAGUGAUAGCGGUCUUGGCUGGCAGACCUUCAAGGCCAAUCUACGCCGGUCUAAGGGGCUCUUCUUUCCAUUUAUGCUACCACUGCUGCUAGUCUACGUCGCCGAGUACACCAUCAACCAGGGUAUCGCCCCAACCUUACUUUUCCCCCUCAAGGACUCCCCCUUCGAUCACUACCGCGCAUUCUACCCAGCCUACAAUGCGAUCUACCAAGUUGGGGUCUUCAUCUCCCGAUCUUCUACCCCCUUCUUCCGCGUCCAUGAUCUGUACUUCCCGUCGUUGUUACAGUUUUUGAACUUGGUUAUUCUGACGCUGCACUCGCUGUUCAACUUCAUUCCCAGCGUGUGGUUGGUGUUCGGCAUCGUGUUCUGGGAAGGUCUUCUUGGUGGAAUCGUGUAUGUCAGCACUUUUGCUGAGAUCGCCGAUCGGGUGCCGGUGGCGGAACGGGAGUUCUCGCUCGGCGCCACCACCGUGAGUGACUCCGGCGGCGUGUGCAUUGCCGGAUUCAUCAGCAUGGCGUUUGAGGUCUGGCUCUCUACACAGUGGCAUCCCGCACGAUCACGAUCUGUCGAACACUUCCUCACAAACGGCCCAGACCACCUUUUAGGAAGACCGUCCACCAAGUUUCGAAAGAUACAGGUCCUAGCUGUGUUCGCAUUCUGGUCGCUAUAUCUGACAAGGGGAAAUAAGCAUGGCCCGCCCGUGAUUCGCAAACUCUCCUCCCGGCUCACGGAGAAGCUCAGCGCCUGGCAAACCACCGUGAUCAUCUUCCUUUGGCUGUAUGUCAGCCGUAACUUCGCGAAGAUCGUCGGCCUCGAAUGUCCAGAGCCACUGGCAAAUCUAUACUCGCGCUCUUUCUUCCGAGCAACAUGGAUCGCCACCGCUUUGGAUGCCGGGUUCUGGACCGCGAUGAAAGUCAAGCCCAAGUGGCUGCGAGACAUCGCAUCGUUGGUCUUUACCGUGUACUAUCUCAUUGCUGCAGAGCGGGCCGAUGAGAAAGUCCGUCGAGUCCGGGCCACACUGACGCUGGAGCACAUGCGUGUCUCGUGGAAUAAGGGGACUUCGCCGUAUCUGUGGGCGCUGGCGAAUUUGGCGCGUCCACGACUCACCAAGCAUGCUCCCCGCGCGAUCCGGAUUCCUCGACCGUCGUCCUCGAUAUACGAUCAGCCGACCAAUGCAUGGCUGUACUUUGAUGGUCCAUUAAGCGCACUCAGGGACCAAACAUGCAUUGUACUAGAUAUACCUGGCGGAGGGUUUGUUUCGAUGAGCCCUCGCAACUCAGAGGAUAGGCUGUUAAGUUGGGCUGCUAGAACGAAAGUCCCGAUUUUGAGUCUGGACUACAAGAAGGCGCCGGAAUUUCCUUAUCCGUACGCUCUGAAUGAAUGUUACGACGUUUACCACACGCUCGUGUCCACACGUGGUCGCUGCAUCGGACUCAAUGGACAGACCCACCCUCGAAUUGUCGUCACGGGUGACAGUGCUGGCGCGAAUCUUGCCGUAGGCAUGACGCUGAUGGUUCUUCAGUCUGGCAGCGCGGAUGCAUCACACUGGCAGGGGCAGAACGUACUUCCUCGGCCGGACGGACUAGUCCUGGCUUAUCCCGCAUUGAACAUGAAGAUCGAAAGCUGGAUGACAGAAGAGCAGAUGGCGCUGAUCCAGGAGAAAAGCACUCGCCGGACCAACCAGAACAUCCUGCAGCGCAAGAACAUGGACUAUCAGCGCCUCACCCCUUUCACUUCUCCUGGCGCAUCCUUUGCCGACCUCCAGCAAGACUCCUGCUCCGACCUCGACCUCGAAGUCAGCAACCUUCCUGAAAAAGCGACACGCAAACUCGCUCGACACAAAUCAGCGCUCCAGGCCCAAGAGGCCGAGGCGGCCGCAGUCGCCGAGCAUCAGCCCAAACAGAUCCGUACGCGCCUGGCCGUCUCGUCGGUGAUCUCGUACGUCCAAGACCGCGUCCUUACCCCGGAGAUGAUGCGCGCAAUGAUCAUUCUGUAUAUCGGCCCGCACAACCGCCCCGACUUCAACACAGACUACCUCCUCUCCCCGACCCUCGCCCCCGAAGCCCUCCUGGCGCGCUUCCCCAAGACCUACAUCAUCACCGGCGAACGCGACCCUCUCGUCGACGACACGGUGAUCUUCGCCGGCCGCCUCCGCCAGGCCAAACUGCGCCACUUCCAGGAGCGGCAGGACCUCGGCCUCGAGAAAUCCCACCGCGCCUUCAAUGACAAGGACCACGUUGAGGUAUCAUUGUUGCCGGGCGUCUCGCACGGCUUCAUGCAGAUGGCUGGCUUCUUCCCGGAGAGCUGGAAACACAUCAGCCGCUGCGCCAGCUGGAUCAGCGAGCUGUUCGAGCUGUCCGCCUCGAAGACAUCCUCCUCAAGCAUCCUGGUGCAAUCCCUCCACGAUCCGGACCAAAUCGCCACCAAGAAGAAAUCCCAUCCUCCUCCGCUCCACAGCAUCCACCACCUCCUCCACAAUCAUCGCACCCGCAACCGCAACCACAAACGCCGGCUGACAGGCGAGUCCUCGGCCGACGAAGACAAACCUCUAGAAAUGAGCAUCAGCAAACUCACCCCGCUGACCCCGUUGUGCAGCAGCAAAUCCGUCGGACGCACCGCCCCAAACGGGGACCCAGAUCCAGAAGCAAACGGCGCCACCCGCAUCCGCAGCGUCUCGCGCGGCCGCUCCACCGCCCCCGGAACCAAAGUACAACACCGCGUCCCCGCCAAGCUGAGCCUCCCACCUGAGGACCCCGAAGAGGAGGAAGAGGGCUAUGCGUCGGAAGACUACCAGAGCCCCGUGGCUAUGAUCGCGCUGCGCGAGCGUAACCGGAGCAUGAAUAGCUUGGCGAGCGAGGAGGAUCUGCUGGAUCGGCGGAUGAGCGGGUUGGCCGGGGGGUUGAUGGGGAUUGGGGAAGGGGCGCGGACGCCUUGA
Messenger RNA from Aspergillus homomorphus CBS 101889, 4806 nucleotides. RefSeq names its product CLN3-domain-containing protein. The transcript is spliced from 7 exons. NCBI's taxonomy places the organism in Eukaryota, Fungi, Ascomycota, Eurotiomycetes, Eurotiales, Aspergillaceae. The record is from RefSeq and is a predicted model, not a curated record. Bases 1 to 4806 code for a protein of 1601 amino acids. Gene Ontology annotation, molecular function: triacylglycerol lipase activity; sterol ester esterase activity. Gene Ontology annotation, cellular component: cytosol; membrane. Gene Ontology annotation, biological process: triglyceride catabolic process.